This is a messenger RNA of Cylicocyclus nassatus, 1065 nucleotides long. NCBI's taxonomy places the organism in Eukaryota, Metazoa, Nematoda, Chromadorea, Rhabditida, Strongylidae. The record is from the annotation of a GenBank genome assembly.
AUGGGCACUGCUUGCUCAGUUUCCACAUCUACAGUCGCUGAGACUUUAAAGGCCCAGGAAGAGACGAACCGCACUAUACAGAAAGCUAUAAACAUUGCGAGGAAAGAGAAAAUUCUGAAAAUACUCCUACUAGGUCCAGGAGAUUCCGGGAAGAGCACAACCUUGAAGCAGAUACGGAUCAUACAUGACAAAGGGUUUACUGAUGACGAGAAAAGGCAGCGCAAAUACAUAAUCUACCUCAAUCUAAUUUCUGGAAUGACGGAAGUCAUACGAGGACUUUCUUCGUUAUCGCUUUCUUUCAAGAAUUCCGACUCAAAGGUUCUAGCGGAAAAGGUGACUAAGUACUACGAAGAAGUGAAAAACAGCGACGCGGCCGAACUUACCGAAGAUGUAGCAGAUGCAGUUGGCAGACUCCUAGAGGAUGAAUCCGUACAAUUCGUGCUGCUACAAAGUACCGACAUCCGACUUGAAGAAAGCACGAGAUAGAUACGCCAGAGAGAUUACAUUCCGUCCUUGGAAGAUAUUCUCAAAAGUCGGGUAUCCACGUCCGGAGUAUAUCAAUUCACAUUUCUGAUAAAGAACUUUACCUUCAGAAUAUUCGAUGUUGGCGGACAAAAAGCGCAGCGACGAAAGUGGAUUCAUAUUUUCGACGACGUACAUGCUGUAUUAUUUAUAACCUCGUUAGCAGACUAUAACGAAGUACUCGAGGAGGACAAUCAAACGAAUCGUAUGGAGGACGCAAUAGAUUUGUUUGAUCAAAUAUGCAACAAUGAGUGGUUUAUAAACACAGCAAUUAUCUUAUUCCUGAACAAAAUAGACUUGUUCGCCGAAAAAAUCAAGAAGAUAAACAUAACUUGUGCGCUUAAGAACUACAAAGGAGCUCAGGAAUAUCGACCUGCUCUGGAUUACAUCACAAAGAAGUUCAAACAAGUGAACAAAAAUCCUAAGAGAAGUAUAUAUACUCAUGAAACGUGUGCCACUGAUACGACGCAAAUAGGAGUUGUGAUCGAUACUGUUGCGGACGUUGUUAUACAACAAACUAUGAAAAAAGUAGGGAUACAGUGA